Messenger RNA from Talaromyces stipitatus ATCC 10500, 994 nucleotides. RefSeq lists its product as hypothetical. The transcript has 4 exons. Lineage: Eukaryota; Fungi; Ascomycota; Eurotiomycetes; Eurotiales; Trichocomaceae. Bases 251 to 949 code for a protein of 232 amino acids. The record is from RefSeq and is a predicted model, not a curated record.
AAAACAAGAAAUCCGCCCCCACAAAAAUUUCGUGUCACAUGUCAAAGAAGUUCAAUGGUCGAUAUAAUCUCGGGAAUUGAAACGCACGUUACACUAUAAGCGCCUCCCUCGUCGAGCCUGGCAGUGAUACAUCCGAUCACGGCGGGUGUUUUUAGUCGUGUUUAAUGAAAAUAUUGACAGAUUUUGAGCAUCAUGUAAUAAGACAUUGUGGAGCUCAGGAGGAAAUAUCUAUAUUGAUUGAAUAUUGGUUAUGAGGUCCAUCUUGUUCCAAUUAGCCGUGGAAAAAAAGGGAAAGAUGUGGGCAACAGCACUAUCAGACAUCUUCUUCCUCCCGGUCCUCCUCCUGGUAUCAAUCCCACUCGCCCUGUCCGCUUCUAUCACCACAGCUCUAGCCUUGAUUACACUCUUUAUUCGCGCCCUAGUCGUAUAUUUUGAACUGAGCAUUGCUUUACUCGCAAACUUUUUCCUGUUUCCGGCGCAUUCACCGGCAACGGGUUCGCUUCUUGCUCUUACAGAAGGGACUACGCCAGGUAUCGAGCGGACGGCCAGAACACCAAAGUAUAGUAGUCAUAUCGGCGCACAGCAAACGGGAUUCACAAAAUCGCGAAGGGGGUCAUUAUCGUCAAAAGACGGGGUCGCAGAAGAUUACUUCUCUCAUCAUAAUCAUUCGCAACACGGCUAUGCUCCUAUACACUCACCUCACGAGGCGCUUUCCAGUUUCAUCUCUAAUAAUGCCGAACGCGACUUUGAAGGCGUGGGUGGCUGGCGGACACCUCUUACACGAAGAAAACAUCAUCAAACAUCAUCCGUGCCGUCCCUGAGUCGCAAGAAUAGUAGUGAAGAAGAGUUGUUACUUGAUAAUAAUGAUGAUGAGGUUUGGCUGUCGAUCAAUAAGCGUUUAGAACUGCCUUCUAGACGUUCGGCUUGGAAGACUCAUUCCUUAGUUUGAGUGUGGUUAGCUAGCGAAAGUCGCAACUUGGCUAUUUGUUUCACU